This is a messenger RNA of Cynocephalus volans (Philippine flying lemur), 849 nucleotides long. RefSeq names its product indolethylamine N-methyltransferase (gene INMT). Gene Ontology annotation, molecular function: amine N-methyltransferase activity; N-methyltransferase activity. The record is from RefSeq and is a predicted model, not a curated record. Gene Ontology annotation, cellular component: cytosol. NCBI's taxonomy places the organism in Eukaryota, Metazoa, Chordata, Mammalia, Dermoptera, Cynocephalidae.
AUGUCCACUAGGGCCAAGGGAUGGUGCCCAGCCCUGGGUGCCUCUCAACUCUGCCAGCUGACUGCAGAUUGGGAAGACACCCAGGGGUCCCAGGCCAAGGUGGAGGGCAAGCUGUAUGCAGAAGGCUACAAGAAAGAGCUCAACCCCCAGGACCACUUAAUGACUUCCUACGCCUUUCACUCAGGCACUGUGGCCAAAUACGCAAUCCUGAAGUUUAACCUGGAAAACCUCUUCCAAACCUUCUCUUCGGAAGAAGCAGGGGGUGACAUCCUGAUUGACACUGGCACAAGCCCCACCAUCUAACAAAUGCUCUUGGCUGGUGAGGCCUUCCGGGAGAUCAUCACCAUGGACUAUGCUGAGCAGAACCAACAGGAGCUGGAGAAGUGGCAGGAAGGACCUGGGGCCUAUGACCAGUCCCCAGCCAUGCAAUGCGUGUGUGAGCUGGAGGGAGACAGGAGGAGGUGGAGGCAUGAGGAGGUCCAGCUCCGAAGCACAGUCACAUCAUUGCUGAACUGUGACCUGACCAAACUGCACCCCCUGGUGGCCCAGGUGCCCCCAGCCUAGUGCAUGCUGUCGUUUCUGGCCUUGGAGAAUGCCUGUGCCAACUUGGACAGGUGCCAGGCCGCUGGGCACCUGGUCACCAUGGCCACCCUGAGCUCCCAGCACUACAUGGUAGGCUCCGAGAAGUUCUUCGGGCUCCACCUGGAGAAGGAAAUGGUGGAGAAAGCCGUGUAGGAGGCCGGUUGCCUGGUGCUGAGGUGUGACCACUGCCCCGUCAGCUACUCCAAGGCCUGCUCCAUCAAUGAGGGCAUCUGCUUUGUGGUGGCCCAUAAGGGCCCUGGCAUCUGA